Messenger RNA from Daktulosphaira vitifoliae (grape phylloxera), 933 nucleotides. It is a transcript of the gene Sld5, whose product is annotated as DNA replication complex GINS protein SLD5. Gene Ontology annotation, biological process: DNA-templated DNA replication; double-strand break repair via break-induced replication. The record is from RefSeq and is a predicted model, not a curated record. The transcript is spliced from 2 exons. The coding region runs from base 154 to 813 and encodes 219 amino acids. NCBI's taxonomy places the organism in Eukaryota, Metazoa, Arthropoda, Insecta, Hemiptera, Phylloxeridae. Gene Ontology annotation, cellular component: GINS complex.
AUUUUAUCAUUAGCCAUACUAGUCAUAUAUAACUUUUCUGAGAACGUCCAAACACUAACUCAUCUAAAAUAAAUAGAAGGCGUCGGAGAAACUGUUACAAUCAUUGGUGGAAUUGGAUUUCUUUUAGAUCAAAAUUGUGUUUAACUAAUAAACAUGGACAUUGACAUCCUUGAUUUGAUUGAAGAAGAUGAAGAUGAUUCACAAGAAGAAUUAACUGCCCAAAAAGUCCUACAGAUAGUUGAACAAGCUUGGUUAAAUGAGAAAUUUAGUCCAGAGAUACUUCCACAUAAAUCAGAUUAUGUAGACUGUUUACUGGAACAAAUUAAAGAAAUGGAAGGAAAUAUAGCAGAGUUGUCAAAGUCUAAUCCAAAAUUAGACCUGCAUAAACUUGAACUGGAACGUAUAAGGUUUAUAAUAACUAGUUACUUACGGACUAGAUUAAAAAAAAUUGAAUGCUUUUGUAUCAGUAUUUUGGAAGAGGAAGCUAACCGUAGUACAAAAGAUGCAUACUUAUCUCCAGCUGAAUUACAAUUUGCUAAAGCAUUUGCACAGAAUGCUGACAAUCAUUUUGAAACAGUACUUCGUCAUAUGCCUCAAUUUUACAACAAAUUAGACAGAAAUACAAAGGUCAUUGAAUCUAACUUAAAUAGUUUUGUGUUUUUAAAGUGUAAUAAACAUAUUGAUAGUGUAGUUAUCAAGAAUUUAUUGGUGGGUAGGGAAGAAGAAAUUGUUUUAGAAAAUGGGUCUCAACAUUUAAUGCCUUACAGCUCAGUGUCAGAAUUUGUAAAAAUAGGUGUUGUACAAUUAAUAUAAUAAAAUCUUUAAAAUUUUUUUUUCGUCUAAGUUAUAAUAAAAAUUUGCAUACAAUUUUUGUAAUAAAUAAGUUUUAAUAUUGUAAUUGAUUAUUGCUUAAAUAAAAGAGUUAAUUUUAUA